Molecule: messenger RNA, 2654 nt
Organism: Artibeus jamaicensis (Jamaican fruit-eating bat)
Lineage: Eukaryota; Metazoa; Chordata; Mammalia; Chiroptera; Phyllostomidae
Gene: DAGLB
Product: diacylglycerol lipase beta
Exons: 15
Coding region: 96-2096 (666 amino acids)
Biological process (GO): lipid metabolic process
Source: RefSeq, a predicted model, not a curated record
UUAGGCAGCCGGGAGCGUGAGGGACGCUCAGUAGCAGAGCCUGGCGCGCUGCAGGCCGGCCGGCAGUGCCGAGGCUACGCGGCGGGGCCUUCGCCAUGCCGGGAAUGGUGCUGUUCGGCCGGCGCUGGGCCAUCGCCAGCGACGACUUGGUCUUCCCCGGGUUGUUCGAGCUGUUCCUGCGUGUGCUGUGGUGGAUUGGCAUCGUGACCUUGUAUGUCAGGCACAGGGGGAGGCUGGACUGUGCCGGAGGGGUCCUGCUCAGCAGCUACUUGAUCGUCCUCAUCGUUCUCCUGGCGGUUAUCAUUUGCACCGUGUCGGCCAUCGUGGGUGUCAGCAUGAGAGGGACCAUCUGCAACCCUGGGCCCCGGAAGUCCAUGUCCAGGCUGCUGUACAUCCGCCUGGCGCUCUUCCUGCCCGAGAUGGCCUGGGCUUCUCUGGGCGCCGCCUGGAUAGCGGACAGCGUGCAGUGCGACAAGAUCGUUGUGAACGGCAUCAUCGCCACCGUCGUCGUCAGCUGGAUUAUCAUCGUGUCCACUGCGGUCACCAUUAUCAUUGUCUUUGACCCCCUGGGGGGGAAAAUGGCUCCGCACUUCGCUGCUGGCCCCAGCCUCCUGGACAGUCACGAGUCGAGCCAGUUCCUGACUGGCCUCAGGACGGCCGCCACGAGCGUGUGGGAAACGCGGAUCAAGCUCCUGUGCUGCUGCGUUGGGAAGGACGACCGCACCCGCGUUGCCUUCUCCAGCACAGCGGAGCUUUUAUCCACCUGCUUCUCAGACACAGACCUGGUGCCCAGUGACAUUGCGGCAGGCCUCAGCCUUCUCCACCAGCAGCAGGACAGUAUCAGGAACAACCAGGAGCCUAAGGAAGUGAUCAGCCAUUCCCCAGGCUCCUCCCAGGAAGCCGAUCUGUACGCAGAGUUAGAGCACUGCCGGCAUUACAUGCAGUUCGCAGCGGCCGCCUACGGGUGGCCCCUCUACGUCUACAGGAACCCGUUCACCGGGCUCUGCAGGAUCGGCGGCGACUGUUGCAGAAGCCGGACUACAGAAUACGACGUGGUUGGAGGUGAUCAGCUGCACUGCCAUUUUGGCUCCAUCCUGCACACGACGGGGCUGCAGUACCGGGAUUUCAUUCACAUAAGCUUCCAUGACCAGGUCUACGAGCUUCCCUUCAUAGUGGCCCUGGAUCACAGGAAGGAGUCUGUGGUGGUCGCUGUGAGAGGAACCAUGUCUCUGCAGGACAUCCUGACGGACCUGUCAGCAGAGAGCGAGACCCUGGACCUGGAGUGUGAUGUGCAAGACCGUUUGGCCCAUAAGGGGAUCUCCCAAGCUGCCAGGUACGUGUACCGUCGACUGGUCAGCGACGGGAUUUUGAGCCAGGCCUUCAGCGUUGCUCCCGAGUACCGGCUGGUGGUCGUGGGGCACAGCCUGGGGGCGGGCGCCGCGGCCCUGCUGGCCUUCAUGCUCAGAAGCUCCUACCCGCACGUCAGGUGCUACGCCUUCUCCCCGCCCCACGGGCUACUCAGCAAAUCUCUUCAUGAGUACUCAAAGGACUUCACCGUGUCACUCGUCCUGGGCAAGGACGUGAUUCCCAGGUUAAGCGUGACCAACCUAGAAGAUCUGAAGAGGAGGAUCUUGCGCGUGAUCGCGCACUGCAACAAGCCCAAGUACAAGAUCCUGCUGCACGGGUGCUGGUAUGAGCUGUUCGGAGGGAGCCCGGACAGCCUUCCGACCGAGCUGGACGGCGGCGACCGUGCAGACCUGACACAGCCUCUCCUCGGGGAGCAGAGCCUGCUGACCCAUGGCUCCCCGCUGCCGUCCCCCACCAAGUACCCGCCCCUCUACCCUCCAGGCCGCAUCAUCCACCUGGAGGAGGAAGGCACUUCCAGGAGGUUUUCCUGCUAUACUUCUCAGUAUACUGCCAGGUGGGCGCACGAAUCAGAAUUCAGCAAGAUCCUCAUUGGCCCAAAGAUGCUGACGGACCACAUGCCGGACAUCCUGAUGCGAGCCUUGGACAGUGUGGUGUCUGACAGCAGUGUCUGCGAUUCCUGUCCUGCCCCAGGGGGCUUCAACGCUGAUGACAGACUUCCACCGUUGUGACUCGACGCCUGAGCGAAGCCCAUGACGCCAGGACAGCGGUAGGAACUGGACAGGCACUGGGCUUGGUGGUCUGAAUGGUGGGCUGCUCUGGGAACCAGCUGUGACCCCAGCAUCUGAGCACCAGGAGUCAGGAGGGCACCGAGGUGGGGGGGCUCCCGAAACUGAAUGUGGGUGAAGCCCCACAGAAGCCCCUCUCCCCGGUGGCCUGCGGAUUCCUGGGCUUCUGAGAACUGCCUGGGGAAGGGCGGGACUGCAGCAGCUGGGUUUAAGGCCCCCUUUCCCUGGCGGCCCCCGGUCAGCUGAGGCCGCACUGGGCACACAGGUGUGCGGCUCAUGCAGCACACGGACCUUCCCGGCUGCACAGACAGCCCUGAGCUGUGACCGGGAACCCAGACGAAACCAGGGAAGUGCGUGGGGAAGCUCCCGCCCCUCGGGCUACAGCCUGGUCCUUGUUUACACACACAAUCCAGUGUCUCAUCAACACCCGCUGGUGGGAACACUCUUGGGGCUGGCCAGUGGAAUUAGAGGGCGUCAAGAAAUAAAGCACAUACACAUGUC